This is a messenger RNA of Fusarium pseudograminearum CS3096, 816 nucleotides long. RefSeq lists its product as uncharacterized. The record is from RefSeq and is a predicted model, not a curated record. Gene Ontology annotation, molecular function: protein binding. NCBI's taxonomy places the organism in Eukaryota, Fungi, Ascomycota, Sordariomycetes, Hypocreales, Nectriaceae. Bases 1 to 816 code for a protein of 271 amino acids. The transcript is spliced from 2 exons.
AUGUCUUCCAAAGAACCACAAUACGGACCCCUAUCAGAAGAUGAGGCUUUAUACCUCUGGAUGCAAAAUCGAUGCUCCGUAUUCUGGCCCGAAUUACUUCCACCAAAGCUGUACCAACCCCCUUUUCCGAGUCUGAGGCCAGCACCACCCAAACAGUCUACAGUGGUGCAAAACAGCUACCUGUUGAGCUUACCGCUGGAAUGCCUCCAACAAAUUAUUCUACUUCUAGAUAUUGAGUCAGUGUUCCAAUUUAGACGGACGGCUAUCGAAUGUCAACAGAAGGUAGAGAGUUUGUUCGAGUUCCGGCGGAUGGCCAAGAACCAUGCGCACGACCUUCUGGACGCUGUAUUCAGACAUAAGGUUGCCGCGCAUAUUAACCUGUCCGAAUUUUACUAUCGAACAUGGAAAAGGGUCUGUCUGCCCUGCGCUAAUGCGAAAGGCCGUUCUGGUUACCAAACACAUUCGACUGAUGAAACUCAGUACACGUAUCACAUCUUCACUUGGAUACGUCUUGGAAUUGAAGAAAAAAUACUAUUAGGUUCCAAUCCCGAUCCGCGAAAGUUUCGUUUCCCCUUUGGAAACAAUACGGAAUUACACGAUCAAAUUCUCAUCAACGUUCCACCUCUGGACCCGAAAACCGGUCGCUUCGAGUGUGGGGUAUGUUGCGACUUGUGUCUGAUGGACUGGGGUGUGCCCGAGCGUGUCUACGAUAGAGAGGGGUUUUUAGAACACUUCCGACAAUGUGAAGACGCUCAGAGGGAGUGGAGACAAGAGUUGAGCCAGAGAACAACGACCUUGGAGGAAGAAAAACCAUAG